UUUUGCACUUUUUAUUAUUGCUCUACACCGUUGAAGGUCAAAAGCUGUAACUUUCGUAUUAUAUUUGUGAAAUCAUUUCAGUUUACUGAGAUGUCAUGGUCAUGAGUUUACCUCAACUACCUUAUAGAUAUGAAAAGCAGUUCCAUGAAAACUGACAGACCGGAUCAUAAACAUUUCAAGUACAGAAACGUAAUGUUAUGCAUGCUUGCGAUAUACAAGUUAUACUUGCUGCAAAAAAUAUUUGGCCCCGAGUGUCUGUUGUUGUCAAACGCCAAACCCGGAGUCUUUCGGUUUCCACCCAAACGUGCUUAUCUGGUUCGCAACCUAAUUUAACGUACAUUUUAAAAAGACAAGCCAGGGAGCAGUGAAACUAGAAGUCGGCUCUGACUCCAGACAUAUUCAACGGGGAGCUGGAUCCUGCUAUGCAGGCGCUGGAGGCUCGACAGGACAAGAUUUUACGACGACUGUACGAGUUGAAGGCUGCUGUGGAGGGGCUAGCGAAGACUGUGACAACACCUGACGCGGACCUGGACGCUACCACCAUACCCCCGCAGGGCGGCGCCAGCACCAUGCUCACUGGGACUGCCGAUCUGGACUCAAUCCUGGGCAAGGACCCCGGGGCCCUGAGGGACAUUGUGAUAAACGCGCACCCAUCCCGGCCCCCCCUGUCCCUGCUGGUGCUGCACGGCCUGCUGUGCCAGAGGUACCGUGUUCUCUCCACCGUGCACGUGCACUCCUCCAUCCCCGCCGUGCCCCCCGAGCUCCUCACCUGCCUCGGCCCCCGCCACGCCCACAGCUACGCCCGCCAACACUUCCAGCUGGGAUUCACGCUCAUAUGGAAGGACGUGCCUAAGACGCAGAUGAAGUUCAGCGUGCAGACCAUGUGCCCGGUGGAGGGGGAGGGGAACGUGGCACGCUUCCUGUUUGGCCUCCUGUCCCCGGGGCCCGGUGACGCAGCCACGGCCACGCUGUCGGACGCCUGGGUGGACACCGCGCUCUUCCAGCUGUCCGAGGGCGGGGCCAAGGAGCGCACCGCCGUCCUGCGCGCGCUCAACGCCGCCCUGGGGCAGAGCGCCUGGCUGGCGGGGGCGGAGCUCUCCCUGGCCGACAUCGUCUGCGCCUGCUGCGUGCACCAGUCCGGCUCCGCCCCCUCCGCCCCGCCCAAUGUCCAGAGGUGGCUGAAGUCCUGUGAGAACCUGGGCCACUUCCGCCAAGCCUACGCCCUUCUGCACUGACCCCCACCCCUAUAUUCCCUGACCCGCCUCCGCACCCUGUUCUGUAACUCAGUAUUUCUGCUACACUGUGCCCAACGAAGCAGAAACUUGGUUAGCAUUGGCCAAUGAUCUGAGUCUAACUCAAAUGUAGUAAGAUGUCAUCCCCCCCUCCCACCUUGUGCCUCUGUAACCUCGUAAUAUCUGGUGUUUGUGGUGUUUUCUUGAAAAUGGGAACCCCGCCCUCUGGUCGAGUUU
This is a messenger RNA of Anguilla anguilla (European eel), 1469 nucleotides long. RefSeq names its product aminoacyl tRNA synthetase complex interacting multifunctional protein 2 (gene aimp2). Gene Ontology annotation, cellular component: aminoacyl-tRNA synthetase multienzyme complex. NCBI's taxonomy places the organism in Eukaryota, Metazoa, Chordata, Actinopteri, Anguilliformes, Anguillidae. Bases 423 to 1235 code for a protein of 270 amino acids. The transcript is spliced from 4 exons. The record is from RefSeq and is a predicted model, not a curated record.